Ahaetulla prasina is the source of this 5661-nucleotide messenger RNA. RefSeq lists its product as uncharacterized. The record is from RefSeq and is a predicted model, not a curated record. The transcript has 5 exons. NCBI's taxonomy places the organism in Eukaryota, Metazoa, Chordata, Lepidosauria, Squamata, Colubridae. Bases 168 to 4166 code for a protein of 1332 amino acids. Gene Ontology annotation, molecular function: GTP binding; protein binding.
UUUUUCUGCUUGUUCCACUUUCGUUUUCUGAACGCAAUGAAGACAAAGCGGAAGAACAGGCUUUCCUUAAAAUAGAUCCUGCAGGGAAGCAGAUCCACCUGCCACCGGGGAUUCCCGAUUCCCUCCAACCAGGCCAGCAGAAGCAUCUUCAAUUGUAGGAGCCCAACAUGGCCCUGGAAGAGGACACCAUAGAGCUAGCAGCCCUGGGCCGCCCCUUCCAGCUGGGGACGUUGUACGACUGCCGCAAGGAUGCCCUCAUUCCAGGCAUCACCCUUUGGGAUUACGACUCUCUUCAGAAGGACCUGACCAUCAAGCCUCAGCCCAAGACAGCAACUGCAAUCAUUGAAUCCGACAGCAUAGGUGACAAGGCGUCUGCCCUGGACAUCUCAGCCUCCCUCAAGGCCAGUUUCUUGGCGGGGCUGAUUGAAGUGGGAGGGUCAGCAGAGUAUCUUCAUGACACCAAGAAGUCCAAGAAACAGGCCAGAGUCACCCUUCAGUACAAAACCACCACCAAGUAUGAACAACUGACAAUGAGCCAUCUAGGAAUCCAGAAUGUCUCUCACCCAGCAGUCUUUGAGCAGGGCACAGCCACCCACGUGGUCACCGCCAUCCUCUAUGGAGCCCAGGCUUUCUUUGUCUUUGACCGAGAAGUUUCUUCAACAGAGAUGGUAAAAAAUAUAGAGGGAAAUUUGCUUGCAACAAUCAAGAAGGAAAUAUCUAUCACAGGACAAGCAGAUUUGAAGCUAAAUGAAGAGGAGAAAGAGAAUGCUCUGAAGUUCAGGUGCAAGUUCCAUGGAGACUUUUCUUUGGAGAGAAAUCCAGUGACCUUCCAAGAUGCCAUGAAAGUUUAUACAACUCUACCAAAAAAGUUAGGUAAAGAUGGGGAGAAGGCUGUGCCUAUGAGGGUUUGGCUCUACCCUCUGACCAAACUAGACCUCAGAGCAGUUAAGAUGGUCUGUGAGAUCAGCCUAACUUUGAUCUUUGAUGCUGAAAAGAUCUUGGAGGAACUCAAUGAAAUUGAGAUGCAAAUCAAUGAUCUAGCCAACGAUCCGAUUGCCGAGACCUUCCCUGAGAUCAAGAGGAAAAUCCAGCAGUUUAAGGAUCUGUGCAAGCAACACAGGCAGACUUUCCAGAAACAGCUGGCCAGAAUGUUGCCUUCCAUCCGGGGAGGAGGGCAGGAGGAAGGAACCCUGGCGGACCUGUUGACGUCCAUCAACCAGUCGCCCUUCAAUAGCCAAAGACUCCGUGAAUUUCUGGACACCAAGAAAAGAGAAAUUAACUUUGUGAAAUCUUAUCUGACCAUUCUAAGUAAAAUACAAGUUAUCUCGUCUCAAAACAAGCUGGAAGAAAUAGUUCUGGACCCUCAAAAUGUAUACGUGGUCGCCUUUAUAUUCACUUCUUUACAUGAAGAGGAGCCAUUUCUGUUGAGUUUACAGGACCGGCUUCAGGAGCAAUUCUUGCAAGAAUCAGUGAAGUCCACAAGGUUCCAUCCUGAGGUGAAGAAAGGCCUGGCCUGGUUUGAGUACAAGGAGACAACCCACAAUGCGCGACAGGCUGCCAAAUCCAUCAAAGACUUUUUCAGCGUCAAUCAAUCCAAUGAGAAGAUCCGCUUUGUUGUGGCCUCACUCCCAGAUGCGGACAUCCCAGGAGCCUCAAUAUACCUUUAUGAAGAUGGAGAACUGGUCAGCAAGAACUUUGAGUUGCCCUCAAAACCUCUCCCUCUCCUGAUCAGUAAACUGAGACACGACAGCAUUCAGCUGAAGUUUCAACCAGCUGAAUAUGGAAAGGCUGCAAUCUCCAACUAUCUGGUAGAGUACAAGGUUGCAGGGGAAGAAAAAUGGAAGACUGUGAGGACAAAGGACGCUGGGGAGACGUUCCUGCUGAAAGAUCUGAAUCCAAACAUAGCCUAUCUAUUCUAUUAUGUUGCUUGUUACAAGCCAGGCCUUAAUAAAUCCAGUGACCUGAGCCCACCGAUAAAGACCCUUCCCACCAGCCCUCCUGAGAAAUUAAGAAUGGUCACUGCAGCAUCUUCUGUCAUCUCUGUGGCCUGGAUGAGUCCCAGCAUCGUUGCCUCAGGAGUUGUGGUCAAGGAGUACAAGGUGGAGUACAGAACGGUGGAGGCUGGAGCUGGGAAGGACCAAUGGACUGAAAAAAGGACUGGGAGGAAAAUAGAGUUUUAUCCCAUUGAAGGUCUGAAACCUCAGACAACGUAUAAAAUACGAGUGUCAGCCGUGUGUGAUAAUGGAGUUCUGAGUGUUCCCAGCAAGGCGGUGAAGAUCUCCACAUCACCGGAGGAAGAAAGUGUAGGCAACAUAGCCACCCAGUUCCUUCAGAAAAGCUCCUUGGUGGAGGACAGACAGCCAUUAGUGUUUGCCCUUCCUGUUGAGAAGGUCUCCUCAGAUGCCUCCAUAUCAUAUCUCAUGUACCAGCUUGGAAAGGAGAACCUGGAAGUGCCCAACAAAGUGAUCCUGGUGAUGGGAGCAACAGGAUGUGGGAAAACCACUCUGAUCAAUGGGAUGAUCAAUUAUAUCCUGGGUGUCCAGUGGGAAGAUAAUUUCAGAUUCAAACUCAUUCAUGAAACCUCCCAGAGAAGAGAAGCUGGAAGCAGGACGUCUGAAGUCAGAGCCUACGUGGUGAACCAUCAGAAGGGCUUCCGAAUUCCCUAUUCUCUCACCAUCAUUGACACGCCAGGAUUUGGAGGCACAAGAGAUGCAGAGCAAGACAAACUGGUUGAGGAGCAGCUCCUGGAGUUUUUUUCCACCCCAGGGGGCAUUGACCAUGUGGAUGCCAUCUGCUUGGUGGCCCAGGCCUUCCUUGCCCAUUCAACUCACAUCCAAAAACAUGUCUUUGAUUCCAUGCUCUCCAUGUUGGGAAAAGACCUGAAGGAAAACAUCCAACUCCUCAUCACCUUUGCGGAUGGGGGGACCCCACCUGUCCUGGAGGCCCUCAAGAAGGCUGACUUGCCACAUGCUAAGAAUGAGUCAGGAAUCUGUGCGCACUUCAGAUUCAACCAUUCAGCCCUCUUUGCUAACCAAGAAAACAGAGGAAGCCACAAUACUGUUUCUGGAAUGUUCUGGAAAAUGAGCACUGAGAGCAUGAAGAAUUUCAUCGACUCAUUAAAGAUGCUGGAAACCAAAAGUUUAACCUUGACCAUGGAGGUCCUCAAGGAACGUCAGGAGCUGGAAGCUGCUCUUAGAAGACCUCCCCCUCCUAAGGUUGAACAGGUGCAUCCAAAUUGUUUCCAGAUCAGUAUUGAUCCAGUAGCCAUCGGGAAGAUUUCUGUUUCCAGGUAUCAGGUGGAAUAUCGGAUUGCAGGAGAUAAUUGGAAAAAUCUCAAUGCAAAAGACUCUCAGGAUCAAUUCACCCUGGAAGAUGUCCACCCAAAUCUUCAGUACCAGUUCCGAUAUGCAGCUGUGACUCCAGGAGGGCUUGGUCAAUGGAGCGAAGCGAUCACUUGCAUCUGUCCCACAAGAAGGCCUGCUGAGGAAUCCCAGGUUUUGUAUUGUGCAACGUGUCUGGAAAUGGCUGGAGGCAUCCAAGGGCCUGAACGGAGGAUCGUCCUAGUGGGCAAAACUGGAAAUGGGAAAAGUGCGACAGGAAACACAAUCCUAGGAAGCAAAGUCUUUGAGUUUGGGCGGUCACUUCGGUCAGUAACAGAAGCAUGCCAAAAGGAAGAGGCGCAGCUGAACGGCAGGAAGGUUGUGGUUGUUGAUACACCUAGCUUUUUCCACACCAGCCGUUCAAACACAGAUAUUACUGCAGAAGUGAGCAAGUGCAUAAAAUUUUGCACCCCAGGUCCUCACGUCAUUCUGCAGGUGAUGCGUCUUGGCCGUUUCACCCAGAAUGAGAAGGACACGGCUCAGCUGAUCAAAGAGAGUAUUGGCCUUAAAGCCAAGAAUUACAUCAUCUUCUUGUUCACCCGCAAAGAUUACCUGGAAGGUGACUCACUUGAAAACUUCAUAUCUGUCCAAGAUGAAAACCUGAAGGAAUAUAUGGCUGAAUGUGGGAACCGAUACCUGGCUUUCAACAAUGAGGCCAAAGGAGCAGAACAAAAGGCUCAGGUGGCCAAACUGAUGGCCAUGAUUGAUGAUCUGGUGCACAUGAACAAAUAUGCUCCUUGUUACACAGAAGACAUGAUGAACUUCAAUGAAACCCAUAACUUAUGAUUGUUUCCCUUUCCAUCAAAGAACAGAAAGUCUCUCUACUUAGGUUUUUUUUUGUUUCAUUUUUUUUGUUUCAUUUUUGUUUCAAAUGAUACCGGUACUUAAGAAUGAUAUCAAAUUUCAGGAAUGGCAAAAGGGGGUUAAUAACUUUGUAUGGAUGGGCAAAAAACCAAGAAUAAAAUUAAAAAUAAUGCAGGAUACAAGGGAAAGGGGGGGUCUUAAAAUGCCUAAUUUAAAAUUGUAUUAUGAAGCAGUUGUCUUAUCAUUAAUUACUGAUUGGAUUAAUUUAACUGAGGAAAGAGUUUUGAAUAUAGAAGGUUAUGGUUUGUUAUAUGGGUGGCAUGCCUAUUUAUUAUAUGAUAAGAAAGUAGAUAAAAUAUUUAAAAAUAAUAUAAUUAGAAAUGCAUUAUUGAGGGUGUGGAGGAAAUAUCAAUAUAAAUUAGAUGGAAAGAUUCCAAUAUGGGCAAUCCCGAGACACAUGAUAGAAAAUAUAUAUAUCAAAAGAUGGAGGUAGUUACCUAUAAAGAACUUCUUUGUAUGGAAAAGGGGGAAUUACAAUUAAAAUCCAGAGAAAAGAUGGGGGAAGAAGGGAAAAAUUAUACGGUUCCAAUAUGGACAAUUACAAGCUAGAUGGAAAUUAGAUCAAAAAAUAGGUGUUAAGCAAACUGAGGAUAAUUUGUUAAAACAAAUGAGAGAUCAAGGCCAACAGCAUAUUAAGAGGUUGUAUAAUGUAUUAGUAGAAAUAGACUCAGAGACUGAAUUGGUUAAGGAUUGUAUGAUUAAGUGGGCACAAAAUUUUCAGCAACCAGUAAUGUUGGAAACUUGGGAAAGAAUUUGGGUGAGGAAUGUUAAAUUUACACAAGCGCAAAAUAUGAGAGAGAAUUUUUAUAAGAUGUUUUAUAGAUGGCAUUUAGACCCCAAAAAGUUGUCAUGUAUGUAUCCUAAUGUACAGGCUAAAUGGAGAUGCGAUUGUGAAGAUGCCACUUAUUACCAUAUAUGGUGGACUUGUAAAAAAGUUAAAGCAUUUGGAUUAAAGUAUGGUGGAUCAUGCAGAAUAUUUUGAAAAAGAAGAUUAAGUUUACUCCGCAGUUCUUUCUACUAGGAAUAAUUAUGGAUUGUACAGCUAUAGAGACUAAAUUGAUUUUGAACUUAAUAACAGUCGCAAGACUUUUGAUUGCUCAAUAUUGGAAGAAAGAAGAAUUACCUACAAUUGAAGAAUGGACACUCAAAGUAUCAAAUCUGGCAGAAAUGGCAAAAAAUUCUGCUUACUUGAAAGACUAUACAGAGGAAAAAUAUAUUUUAGAAUGGAAAAUGUGGAUUGAUUAUAUUCAAAAUAAGUAUCAAAUAAAAAAAUAUCGAAUAGCAUAUGAGUAAAUUUAGGAAAUAUUUUGUAUUAGAUAUAUUUCUGAAGGAGAGGGGAAUUGAGAGUGUGAUUAUGUGUGGAGUGACUAGAGAUUAUAAUUUAGGAAUUAUUUUGGAUUAUGAUUGUUAGUUUUGA